This is a messenger RNA of Brettanomyces nanus, 1860 nucleotides long. RefSeq lists its product as uncharacterized. The record is from RefSeq and is a predicted model, not a curated record. Bases 1 to 1860 code for a protein of 619 amino acids. Lineage: Eukaryota; Fungi; Ascomycota; Pichiomycetes; Pichiales; Pichiaceae. The transcript is spliced from 2 exons.
AUGAAACCCCACAUCAAUCGACUUGGAUCUCAACCAGAAGCACUGGAGCCACUAGAGCCACCAGAAACUUCAGAAACUGCGGAAAUUCCUACGAUCCCUUCACACAGACCUCGUGGCAAUAUAUCCAGCUCCGGGAGUGUUGAGCCUGCUUUGAAGAACUCACCUAUAAGCCGUAAUGGCUCCUUUACGAGCUUAGAUUCUGUCAAACAGUCCGAAGAAUCGCAAAAGGGAGAGGCUCCCAAUGAUCAAAAAGAAGUUUUAGGGCCAACAGGAGUGUUGGAGGUCCCCAGGAUUCCCUCUAGACGUCCAGAAAGAAAGUCCACUUCUGGAAUUGAAGAAGAUGAGACUCGAAAAGGUUCUACUUAUGAGGAGAAUAUCAAUGCGUGCGGAAACCUUGAGGAGCCUACAAAAGAUUCUAAUGGAUUAGAGGAUACAAGUAUAUCCAAAUCUGUGUCUGAGGAGCAUGAAACCAAAAUAAAGACUCCUGAGGUCGACGAUGGUGAAACGGAUAUAGCUUUGGCAGAAGAGGAGGAUUCUAAGAAGACCGAGAGUGACGAUGAGAAGGUUCAAGACAAGGCAAUAUUUGAUCCUUCUUUCUCUCCGCUUAAAACGGGCGAGAAUACUUUAAGCCGAGCCUCAGAAGAUCCAACACUUGCAGUGCUCAAAGAGUCGGCGAAACAACUAAAUGCUGCAGGUGAGUUUCCAGGAGACCCCAAGAAGAGCCCUUCAAUUCCGCCUACCAGGCCAUUGAAGAAGUCAUCUACUGUUGAACAGUCUGUGUCACGCAGUAAUACCGAUACUUCCUUACCUUAUGAUAACUUGAUUGAUAUGUACGGAAAGGAUCUGCUCUUGGAGAACUAUGAGGAAUCAGAGACCCUGCAAGACAGUACAGCUGGGGGUGUACUUGCUAAUGCUCAAAAAGAAAAAAAAAUACCCCCAAGGGUUCCGAAGAAGCCUUCUUCAAGAAUUGCGCAGUUUCAGCAGAUGCUUCAAGAGCAGCAGAAGCAGGAUCUUGGUUUACUAGGCAAGAAUCUUCCUCCGAAAGUUCCUAGCCACAGACCCAAAGAAAAUAAUGUAACUUCAAGUGGUGAGGAAAAGCUAGAUGAAGAUAGUCCUUUGGCAACUCAAAGCACUACUCAUACUAUCGGCACCUUUGCUAGAAACUUGAAUCAAAUGCUGGGUCACAACUUACCGGGAAUGCCAAGGGGUGGUAUACCUCUUCCUGGCAUGGUUCUUUCUAACAUGUACAUAAGUGAUCUGCCUGAACCUGCUGUUGAAUCCGAAGGGGCCAGUCAACAGAUUGUUGCAUCAUCGGUUAAGGAUAGAAGAAGAGGCAGAGCCAAAGGGCCCCGAGGGAGAAGGCUACCCGAGAUCCUAAAGAAUACCGUUGAAGUCAGUGAUGAAACUUUGGGCGCCAAAAAGUUUGGUAUAGUCGUUGAAGAGUCCUGGAAUUUUGAAUUCGAAGAAACAGAAAAACCAGAGGAACCAGAGGAACCAGAGGCACCAGAGGAACCAGAGGAGCCAGAGGAACCAGAGGAGCCAGAGGAACCAGAGGAACCAGAGGAACCAGAGGAACCAGAGGAGCCAGAGGAACCAGAGGAACCAGAGGAACCAGAGGAACCAGAGGAACCAGAGGAACCAACGCCAGUGAAUGAGCGAGAGGAACCAACAGAACUAAAGGAAGAAGAUAAAUCAGUGGAACCAGACAACAAUUCUUCCCCAAAACCGAAGAUAGAGGCUGAAAUUAAGUCCAUUGGUUCCACUCACAAUCCUUUGAAAUUUGAAAAUGACCUUGAUGACGGUAGCAAUAAGCCUUCUAGUGAGACCUCAGAUACGGAAUCCCACAACGAUGGUGAUUAG